Messenger RNA from Exophiala viscosa, 2091 nucleotides. RefSeq lists its product as uncharacterized. The coding region runs from base 1 to 2091 and encodes 696 amino acids. The record is from RefSeq and is a predicted model, not a curated record. Lineage: Eukaryota; Fungi; Ascomycota; Eurotiomycetes; Chaetothyriales; Herpotrichiellaceae. The transcript is spliced from 5 exons.
AUGGAGCGUGCAGAUGAUUCCGCAAUCAUUGACCUGGAACAUGAGAAUCGGAGCGUUUCGAGUGAUGGAUCUGCCACUGUUGUGCAAGCUGGAGAGGUUUCUGAAAACCCAAAAUUUGCCCGGGAGAAGGAAGGCAGGAGAAUCCGUUCCAGUGAUGACCUGGAAGAUAGGUAUUUGCGACAACGAGCCGCGGCUCCAAAACAGAACAUUUUCAACCCCUCGACACAUUCGCACGCCGAGCAGUUUCUCGAAAUGAUGAAAAGAUAUCAAUACUCGACAAAAGACUCCAAAGCCAGGCCUUUAGAUCUCGGUGGAACCCAUUCCUGGGACGAGGUGAUGCGACUAGUGAAAGAUGCAGAAGCUACAUACCUCGAGGCCGGACAGUCAAGGCUGCGACAAGUGGGCAGACUCAUAGGGGCCCAAUCUGAGUCCAUGGUGCCCUUUCUGAGGCUCAUACCAAAUGGGUUCUAUACCUCGAUAAUAUGCGGAGGCCUGAAACUCAUCUUUGAGGCCGCUUCCAAUAUCAACAAAGGUCGUGAGAAAGUCCUAGAUACGCUCUUGCAGAUACCCCGUAUCAUCGUGCAAGCCGAACACUCGGUAGAAACGUUUUAUCCAGAUCCGGCGCUGUAUGAGAAGGCUGAGGAGCUAUACCUGGCAAUACUCGGGGCGAUCGAAGGAGCAGCGGAAUGGCUGAAGCAACAUCCUGUUGGUAAACAGGCUCGUGCUUUGGCGCGUGGGCAACUGUACAACAAGCAUUUCAAAGAAAAGGUACAGGCACUUGAUGAAGCGCUCGUCGCAUUACAAGAGCGAGCCUCCGUUCUGCGUGACAACGCGAUCGUCACUGGCCAAAAGACUGCUGAGAAUGUGCAGACCAUCGUCAACAAGGUGGCAGUCGUUACGACGCAUACUGACGUUCAGUUAACCUCUGUCACUGAGGAUAUCAAGACAUUUAAUGUCAAGAUGGAAGAUGUUCACGCUGCACAGCGGACAACCCAUGUCAAGAUUGACGACCUUCACGGCGUACAACAAGCUGUUCACAGCAAGGUUAAGACAUUGAGUGAUGUGCAACAAGCGAAAGAACAGGCUGCGCGAGCAAUGGAACUCGCGUUGAAAACCGCCGAGUGGAGGGAAAAGGAUGGUAGAGACAUCCGUCGGUUGAAGAGACAGAUUAAAAGUCUCCAGAAAGCAGCCAGUGGAUUAACGCAGGCUGAUAUGUUCGAUAUACUGAACGUCAAUGCCGAAACUCGAAUUGAGGAUUUCCGACAUAUUCAUCGAGCGUGUCAAUCACUGGACCCGUCAGAUUCCCAGAUCGCUCAAGGCAUCAUUGAAGGAGCAAGAUUCAAGCAAUGGCUCUCUGCAGACGAAUCGGGUGCCCUGUUCAUCGAAGGUGGCCCUGCUUUGACCUUUCACGGACGCUUCGCUUCGUUGUCAUUGAUGAGUUGCUUGGUCAUUGAGUGCCUUGAAGGCAAAGCGCCGGCCAUAUCGAUACACCAUUUCUGCAGGCGUCACACUUCGUCGAAAGAUUCGCUACAAGGACCGCAAGGUAUGAUGAGAAGUCUGAUCUGCCAGGUUCUACGAUUGUUCGACGACCAGGUAGAUCUGAGUUUCGCAUUCUCUCGUCGACACCGUGAGCAGUUGGAGUCACAUAGUCUUCAGAUGCUGUGCGAUUGCUUUGCAAACGUCGUCAAGCAGCUUCCGGCAGACACGGUGCUAUUCUGCAUAAUUGACAGCAUCGAUUGCUUCGAAAAACAUGAGUGGGCUGAAGACUGCCGGCUCAUGAUCAGAGAACUUCAAGACAUCUUGCACGAGUAUGAAUAUGGUCCUGUCUUCAAAUUGCUUGUUACCUGUCCAGUCCGAAGCAGAUACGUUGGAGGAACCUUCACUUCUCAGUGCAGGCUAUCGUUGUCAGGUGACGGCUCCGCUGGCCGCAACGAUCCCACCGAGAGGGAGAUGAGCAUGGGCACCCGACGACCAAGAGCAAGGGAGAGCGAUGCGUUUCGAUCGUUGAGGAAUAUGAUCCCUGCGGGGAUGGAAGAAUCUUCAGAAGACCUUUCCGAUUCCGAUUUUUCUUGGGAUACUGGACCUGAAUGA